AUGUCAGCGCGAGAAGCCGAGAAUCUCAGGAACCGUCGGCCAAAUGACACAUCCGUACACUUGGACCCUCUUGCCCUCUUCGCCUGUCAGUUCGUUUGCUUGCCAAGGGUGCUUCCUCAUUCUCUCUUUCCCUCUUUCCUACCGACCUUAACUUCUCCAAAGUUUGUUCGUUAUGUGCUCCUCUCUACGGCAUUUGUCUCCCUCUCUCUUUCUCACACACCCUCACACUCGUUCUGUGUCUAUCUCUGGCGGAUCGUCUACUCCUGCUUAACCAGCCCCUCUGGUCUCGUCUGCACACAGCAAUUUAUCUUUUCCCCUCACUAUUACUGGCCGAUCUCAUGUCUAAACGACUGUUCUGCCUUGGCCUGGUUGGAGGCGACCUUCAGCCCCUUCGUCUCGGAGUUUAUCGUCCCUUUUGGCGUUAGCCUCAGCUGCCGCUGCACGCAGACAGCCGCAAGUUUGUGCUCUUUCUCGCUUCCUCCAGCAGUGGGCAGUCGCUUCUUCAUGGGCCAGUCACUCCCGCCUCCUCAUUAUGGACGCGAUCACAACAGUCUGGCUGAGCGAGUGUACGCUGUGUUUGGUCGCAAUAUCUCCUGCGUCCUAUGUAAAACUGCCAAUCCGCUCGCCCCGUCCAUUAAGGAGCCGUCACCAAGUUGCUCCGGCAUAAACCGGUCUUCUCAUUACUGCGCUGCAUUUGCAUGUCUGCUAGUCCGCUUGUUCGGGCACUUUUCUGUUUCGUCGCUGAUUGCCUGA
Protopolystoma xenopodis is the source of this 753-nucleotide messenger RNA. The record is from the annotation of a GenBank genome assembly. Lineage: Eukaryota; Metazoa; Platyhelminthes; Monogenea; Polystomatidea; Polystomatidae.